Molecule: messenger RNA, 852 nt
Organism: Hyaloscypha bicolor E
Lineage: Eukaryota; Fungi; Ascomycota; Leotiomycetes; Helotiales; Hyaloscyphaceae
Exons: 1
Coding region: 1-852 (283 amino acids)
Biological process (GO): protein transport; intra-Golgi vesicle-mediated transport; Golgi organization
Cellular component (GO): COG complex; membrane
Source: RefSeq, a predicted model, not a curated record
AUGAGUAAAUUCUACUUCGGCGGAGCCUCAGGGAGCGUCUCUUCUGACGACGAGGACAAUCUUCCGUACCCUGAAGCUCUCCCUCGAAGUGACUUCCUGGCCCCGGACUUCGAUGCACCGACAUAUCUCUCCACACUUUCAGACCGCCAUCAGACACUCGAGGAUCUACGUUCUGAUCUGAGAGAAAGAUCUCAAGCAUUGUCAAAGGAAUUACUGGAUCUUGUCAACACGAAUUAUGAGCAAUUUCUGAGUCUUGGCUCGGAUCUGAAGGGCGGUGAAGAGAAGGUUGAAGAUGUAAGGGUUGGCUUAUUGGGCUUCAAGAGAGGAGUUGAAGAUGUGAGAGGGAAGGUUAGAGAGAGGAAAGUCGAGGUAGAAGGUCUUUUGACGGAGAAGAAAGCUGUUGCCAAGGAGAUUGCCCUCGGCAGGAAGCUAUUGGAAGUUGAAUCUCGACUGGAAGAACUCGAGGACAGGCUCAUGGUUUCUUCACUGGGCCGAUCCGUCAAUGGAGGAGACGAGCCAUGGUCGGACAGCGAGGAUGAGGAGGACGAAGAAGCGGCCGAGGGAGUUAUUGGAGGGACCAGUGUCAGAAAGCUCCAGACUCUCGUGACUGAUUAUCGACAUGUGGAGCUAUUGACCACUAGCAUUGGGAAAGACCAUCCUUUCAUUGUUGCUCAGGAUUCGCGGAUGCAGCGAGUCAAAAACACCAUUCUGCUUGAUCUCACUGCCGCUUUGAAGUCGGCAGCAUCUAUUGGAGAGUCGGGCAAGACGAGACUUGUCAAGAUAUUGGGCGCUUACAGGGACCUCGGAGCAGAGAAUGAGGCCAUCAAAGUGCUCAAGGAUUUGAAGUCAUGA